GCUCUUUUUCAAAGUGUGAUUAUUCACCAUCUCUGGUUCUUUCUUUUCUCUCAGCUUCUCUUUCACUCUCUCUGUUUCCACUUCUCCAUAUCAUCAAGUUCCUUCGUCAUCGCUGAGCACUCUCUCACAAUGUCUAAACAAAGGUUGGAAGGCAAGGUGGCAAUAGUGACCGGAGGAGCAAGUGGAAUAGGAGCAGAAGCAGUGAGGGUAUUUGUGGAAAACGGUGCGUUUGUAGUUGUAGCAGAUGUUCAAGACGAGCUCGGUCACCUCCUUGCAAGUUCCAUUGGCUUGUUAGAGAAGGUGAGUUACUGCCACUGCGACAUUAGAGACGAGAAACAAGUUGAAGAAACCGUGGCUUUCGCGGUGGAGAAAUACGGAAGCCUAGACAUCAUGUUCAGCAACGCUGGAAUUGCAGGCUCUAUCUCUAACAUACUUGAUUUAGAUCUGAACGAUUUUGACAACGCCAUGGCUGUGAAUCUUCGCGGAGCAGCAGCGUGCAUCAAGCAUGCUGCACGUGUCAUGGUGGCAAGAAGGACACGUGGAUCCAUAAUAUGCACAGCAAGUGUGGCUGCUUCGGUUGGUAUUGGCGCAGCUGCUGGUGUUAGUUAUACCGCAUCCAAACACGGCCUUAUAGGACUUGUGCGUUCGGCGUGUGGUGAGCUUGGCGGUUACGGGAUCAGAGUGAAUUCGGUUUCACCAUAUGUUGUGGCCACGCCUCUUGUGUGUAGAGCGCUGGAUGUGGAGGCAAGUGAAGUUGAAAGUGCUGGUGGUGUUGGUACCAGUUUGCAGGGGAUUGUGUUGAAGCCAAUACAUGUUGCGCAAGCAGCUUUGUUUCUUGCUUCUGAUGAAUCUGCUUACAUUAGUGGACAUGAUUUGACCGUUGACGGAGGUUUCUUGGCCGUUAAUCGCGGUAUUGAACUCUCCCUAGCUAGCGUCAAAACUAAAUGAUAUAUGAUUAGAUGGAGUACUGCGACACCGUGAUUUUGUAUUUUACUAUUUUUAAAUUAUCAUGUAAUCUACCUCAUUUUAAUAAGGUGUUUACUUUAGUAUAAUAACUAAUUUAUUCGAAGAGUUA
Molecule: messenger RNA, 1075 nt
Organism: Arachis duranensis
Lineage: Eukaryota; Viridiplantae; Streptophyta; Magnoliopsida; Fabales; Fabaceae
Product: short-chain dehydrogenase reductase 3b-like
Exons: 2
Coding region: 130-948 (272 amino acids)
Molecular function (GO): oxidoreductase activity
Source: RefSeq, a predicted model, not a curated record